AAGAUGGUGUUUCCACAUAUUAAUUAGUAUUUUUAUAUACAUAUUCAUAUCUCUCGAUCCUACCUUGAACAUCCAAAGUUCAAACAAAAAUUAAUAGAAACGUUUCUCCUCGUCUCUGCAAAAUCCACAUCUUGUUUUCUCCGCAGACAAACAUGGGCGAAGCCUCAAAGCUCCAUAUCUUCCUCUUCCCUUACAUGGCUCAUGGCCACAUGAUACCAACUCUUGACAUGGCCAAGCUCUUCUCCACCAAAGGAGCCAAAUCCACUAUUCUAACCACACCUCUCAACGCCAAGAUCCUCGAGAAACCCAUCAAAUCAUUCAACGAGGACAACCCUGGACUCGAAGACAUCACCAUCCACAUCCUCCAUUUCCCUUGCACAGAGCUAGGGUUGCCCCAAGGAUGCGAGAACACCGAUUUCUUCUUCUCUAAUCCUGACCUUAACACAGGUGACUUGAACCGCAAGUUUCUACUUUCAAUGGAAUAUUUCAAAGAGCAGUUAGAGCAGCUCCUUCAGACAGUGAGACCAGACUGUCUUGUCGCCAAUAUGUUCCUCCCUUGGGCAACUAAACUCGCUGAGAAGUUUGGUGUACCAAGACUUGUGUUCCACGGCACAGGCUACUUCUCUUUAUGUGCUUCUCAUUGCUUAAGGCUCCACAAGCCUUACAAGCAAGUAUCUUCAAGUUCUGAUCCUUUUGUGAUCCCUGAACUCCCUGGAGAGAUUGUGAUUACAGAGGAACAGAUCAUAGAGAAAGAAGAAGAGUCUGUGAUGGGGAAGUUUAUGAAGGAACUGAGAGACUCAGAGAGAAGCAGCUUUGGUGUGUUGGUGAACAGCUUCCACGAGCUUGAACCUGCUUACUCCGAUUUUUACAAGAGUUCUGUGGCCCAAAGGGCAUGGAGUAUCGGUCCGCUUUCUCUAGGGAACAGAGAGUUCAAGGAGAAAGCAGAGAGGGGCAAAAAGGAUAGCAUCGAUGAGCAUGAAUGUUUGAAAUGGCUUGAUUCCAAGAGACGUGAAUCAGUGAUUUACUUGUCAUUUGGAACCAUGUUGAGCUUCAACAACGAGCAGCUCGUUGAGAUUGCAGCUGGCUUGGAUAUGUCAGGACAUGAUUUUAUAUGGGUGGUUAACAAAAGUGGCAGCCAAGGUGAUAAGGAAGAGUGGUUACCUGAGGGGUUCGAAGAGAAGAUAAAAGGAAGAGGAUUGAUAAUCCGUGGCUGGGCGCCACAAGUUGUAAUACUAGACCAUCAAGCAGUUGGAGGAUUUUUGACACAUUGCGGAUGGAACUCGCUUCUAGAAGGUGUAGCAUCAGGGCUACCAAUGGUGACAUGGCCCAUUGGAGCAGAGCAGUUCUACAACGAGAAGUUGGUAACACAAGUGUUGAAAACAGGAGUGAGUGUAGGAGUAAAGAAGAUGAUGAAACCUGAUGGAGAUUUCAUUACCAAAGGGAAAGUGGAGAAAGCUGUAAGGGAAGUGAUGGCUGGAGAAGAGAUGAGGAAACGGGCUAAGCAGUUAGCGGAUAUGGCGAAAGAUGCGGUGAGAGAAGGUGGAUCUUCAGAUAUUGAAGUGAACAGGUUGAUGGAAGAGCUUAAGUUGGUUAGGUUGCAAAAAGAAGAGGAAAAAAGAAGUUGAUCUUUUUUUCUAAGUUAAAGAACCAAUGUUAUUGACAAACAAUAACGAUGUUGUUGGUUUGAGUUACUUUCUCGAAUCAGAACGACUUAAUAUGUUGUUCUACUGUACUGUACUCUACCGAUGUCACAUGUUUUACUUAGUUUGAAAGUACUCUCGACUCUUAUGUUAUGUGAAAAAUAAUAUUAGUAUCUGUGCAGUAAAAUUUAGAAUGAAUGACCUGGUUUGUAAUAUUCAGGGCCGAUCUUAUGCAUAGCGAUUGAUAAAACAUUCUGUAAUGACCCACCACUCCCACCAUCUCCACUUCUUUCUCCAACCCCACCACUUCCACCUUCUUCUCCACCAUCUCCACCUUCUUUCCCACCAUCUCCAUCUUCUUUAAAGCUUGAGAAAGAGAGAGAGAGAAAGAGAGAGAGGGAGAAAGAGAGAGAAGAAGGAGAAGAAGGGAGAAAGCUCACCUGAGCUCGCCACCGGAGCAACCGUACGCCGUGACCACGUUCAGCUUGCCACCACCGAUAAACACCCUAGACCACCAUCGUGUUCCUCUCGACGAGACGAAUCCGUAGCCACCGAAAACGCCUCAAUCGGAGCCCGGACGAAGCCGCACGCGCCUCCAGAAGUUUCGCCACUGCGCGCGCGUGAGGUACACGCGCCGCCGCCGGACCACCGUCCUCCGCCGCAGCUCCGCUGCCGGACCACCGUCCUCCGCCGCAGCUCCGCCGUCGCCGCCGGCCAUAUUUCCGAUUUGGAGUCCAUUUGAGCAUCUAGAGGUCAUAUAUACCACUUCUCUUCAUUGCUAAGGUGAGACCGACGAGCAGGAGUGAUUAUCGGACCGGUGCUAUUAGGCUUUUGGGCUUCUAUCGCUUUUACCGCUUUUAUCUUUAUCGGGUCUUUAGGCCUUUGGACUUUUAUCGUUUAUGUUAUUCCUAUUUCAGACUUUCGGUUUAUGUCGUAUUUUAUAUUUCGGAUGUUAUCGUUAUCGGGCCUUUUGGCGUUAUGCUAUCGUAUUGACUUUUAUAUUAUGGUGGAAAUUAUUAUUAUUAUUUGAGUUGUAUUAUUAUUUUA
Messenger RNA from Brassica napus (rape), 2687 nucleotides. RefSeq names its product UDP-glycosyltransferase 73B1. The transcript has 5 exons. Lineage: Eukaryota; Viridiplantae; Streptophyta; Magnoliopsida; Brassicales; Brassicaceae. Gene Ontology annotation, molecular function: UDP-glycosyltransferase activity. Bases 153 to 1625 code for a protein of 490 amino acids. The record is from RefSeq and is a predicted model, not a curated record.